UCCGGGUAGACUGCCAUUUUAAAGAGUCCGGUUACAAUUACUGCCUAAUACUGGUACUGUCUAACAUAUCAUGCAUCAUAAUGUUUGGCAUCAAUACACACGUGAUGAUUCUAGAGUGACAAUCAUUUCGCUGGAAUCACAGUAUUUUUAAAGUUCUCCUGGAAGAAACUGAUGACUCUUGACACGAUGAAGGAACAUGGCAUGCUGUGUUGUCUUCUGCCAACUAUCGUCUAUCUUCUUCUGCCUGAUCUUCCAAUCACUGGAGCAUCCACUGAUUGUGUAAAGAUAGAGAACUGCCAAGAAAAUCAUAAUGGUAGCUCUUUGAAAUUCAAAUACCCUAAUGUUCAGCUAGACAUCAGCGUUUUGAGAGGGAAAUACAUGGAUCCGUCAAUGUUGUGCAAAGCUGAGGGUUUCACCAGCAUCACAUGGCUGAAGGAUGACAGGAUUGAGUUCCCGUUUGGUUUUAUGCCUGGCAGCAGUAAAUGUUAUACGAGUCUGAAAGACUGUAAUCAGACCGUGGAGAUAACCAACACACAGAAAGAGGCUAUCGGGAACUAUACAUGUCUGGUGUCCAAUGGUGAAGAGACGAUACAGAGGACAUUCCAUGUGUAUGUAGAAGAUGAGAAAUUCACUGAUGACCCAUCUACGAUUGACCAUGCCAACUGCAGUGAUAUGGCGGUGAAACCUGGGGAAGACGUCUACCUUUUUUGCGAGUUCUGUGCAGGUGACAAAUCUCAUGUAACCGAAGUCAGAUGGAACAAGCUGGAUGAAGAUGAGAAUCUGGUACCUGUAAAUCAGCUGACGGAUGGAGAGGAUGAGGAUGGGAGCCGGUAUUGGGAAUCGCCCAACACUUACUCCAGAGAUUGUUUUGAAACAUACAAUCUUCCAGCUGCAGUUGGAAGGCAGUUAAUAAUCAGAGAUGUUACAUCAGGCAUGUUUGGUAGCUACGUCAUCACUGGGAAUUACACCCUCAACGGAGCAUACAAGGGAGACUCCAUAAAAAUCAUUGUCUCACAAGCACCUGACACGAUGAUUGAGAUCACUGUUGGCGUCGUGGUAUCAUUGACUGUCAUCUUCUUGGUUGUUACCGUGGUAACAGUGACCUGUCACAAAUACCAUCUGACUCUACAGCUCUACUGGAAGAAUCGGUUUGGAAAGAUUGAAGAACAUGAUGGAAUGGAACAUGAUGCCUUCAUCAGCUUCAGCGACUCACCGGAGGAUGGGAGGUUUGCCAUUGCCGUAGCGCAGCGCCUCCAUCAGCAGGGUUAUGAUGCAUGGAUGAGAGAUAUGCAUGCUAUACCAGGAGAAGCAUUGAUAGCGGAGGAGAUUGUCAGCAUGAAACGAAGCCGACGAUGUAUUCUCAUCAUCUCUCCCGAAUACUCAACAUCUUCUCACAGUGAAGUAUUGACUGAUUUGGCAGCUGACCAGACUCUAAGGAAGAGAAGUCGAAUCAUCCCGAUCCUCUACCGAGGCGUCACCAGGGAGCAUUUCAAGCGACACCGGCGUCUGGCCGAGAUCGUGAGGGUGUGUCCCUGCAUCACCUGGCAGGAGAUGGAAGAUGCUGGUUCCUCUGAGAACCAGCUUGGUAAUAGCAUCAGUGGGAGUAGCCCAGAAGGAGUGCAUGGCAAUGGCAGCAGUGGGAGUGGCCUUGGAGAGAUGCCAAACAACGAUGUGAGUGGGAGUGGCCUAGGACAAAUGCUUAGCAACAAUGUGAGUGGGAGUAGCACAGAAGAGCUGCCUAGCAAUGUCUCUGGGUGUGGUACUGGAGAAAUGCCUAUCGACAGUAACACGAGUAUCAACAGUACAAAUGAUGAUGAAGGCACACUUGCCUGCCAUAGCAACAAUGGCAUGAGGAUGACUCGUAGAGAUGGAGAUAGUGAUCAGCUUAUCGAGGACCAGGAAGAAGGGGAGAGAAAGAAGAGGGAGAUGAAGACGAAGAAGCAGAGGGAAAAGUAUGAGAAAAGACUUCUUUUGAAAAUGCCGCCUAAACGAUUAGUUGCUAGUCAUGCUGGAAAUGUAGCUUCAAUGGUAGUGUAAGUCUAUUCAUUGCCAUGUGUCGGAUCACAAAUUAGAGAUAAUCUUGGGUUUUUAUAAUGAUGGGAAAUAAGUUAAUACAGGGUCAAACCAAACUUAUACUGAACGUUCAAAGCUACUGGUAUAUAUGUUUAUAUAUAUAGUUUUGUAUAUUAUCACAUGUGCUUUGAAUAUGUAGAUUGUUUAGAUAUGUAUUAGCUUGCAAUAUUUUGUUACACAUCAUUAUAGAGUUUGAGGGCAUUAGGUAUCUCUCUCUCUCUCUCUCUCCCACUCCCCCUUCCUCUCUCUCUCUCUCUCUCUCCCACUUCCCCUCUCUCUCUCUGUCUCUGUCUGUCUCUGUCUCUGUCUCUGUCUCUGUCUCCCACACACACCUAAUAACUAUUCAUGUAUGUACUACCAUUGCAUGUAAGUGUGAGAUCAACAACAUUACUAUCAUGCUUUCACUACAAUCGUGUUUAAAAAUGUAAAGUUUACCUUAUACCCCCUUCACAUUCACUUUUUCUUAUGAGCUCUUACGGAUCGCACAAAUUCACGGAUCUUUCACAGAUCCUUACGAUUUGGCCACUUUUACGACCAAUUUCAGAGUUGUUACGAGUUAAUAUGAGCUAUUUAAGAUUUAUUACGGAUUAAUUCGAGUUAUUACGAUGUAUUUGUCAUGAGUUGUCGUGGAUGACUACGAGCAACUAACGGGCAUUUUACGACCUGUUUACGUGUUGUUACAAAUAAUUACAAGUUAGUUGCAAGUAUUUACAAGUCCUUACGAUUUUGCAGCUUUUAUACCUUUCCCCAAAUCGUAAACAAUAGGUAAGAAUACGUAAAUUAUACGUAUCUAUUGGAAAGUACUCAUAACUACAUGGAAAGUGCUUGUUAUAACUAGAAAUAAUACGUAAACAAAUCGUAAACUGACCGUAACAAAUCGUUAAAAUUUUUGUUACAAGUCAUUUACAGAUUCUUGUGAGCAGUUUACAGAUGGUGUUGUUGUGAGCGGUUUAGGAGCGUUUAACGAUACUUACGGAUUGUUAUAAGUAAAUUACGGAAAAUAAAUCCGUGGACAAUCGUAUGAACAUUUUUUGACAUGUCAAAAAAAUUUGCCUCUUCUAUAUAACACGGAUACUAGCAAGUUAUUUACGGCUGCUUGCGAUUGACUACGAGUUGACGAUUCGUAAGGACUGUACGAAAAAUCUGUUUAUGUGAAUGGGGUAUUAAUGAUUACAAGUAAGAUUCACCUUUAUACAGUGAACAGAAAGUAGUAUUCAAUACAUAUGUAUAUAUAUAUUUAUAUAUAUAUAUAUAUAU
Molecule: messenger RNA, 3330 nt
Organism: Strongylocentrotus purpuratus (purple sea urchin)
Lineage: Eukaryota; Metazoa; Echinodermata; Echinoidea; Camarodonta; Strongylocentrotidae
Exons: 10
Coding region: 172-2037 (621 amino acids)
Biological process (GO): signal transduction
Source: RefSeq, a predicted model, not a curated record